Acipenser ruthenus (sterlet) is the source of this 5550-nucleotide messenger RNA. RefSeq names its product tetraspanin 15 (gene tspan15). The transcript is spliced from 8 exons. The record is from RefSeq and is a predicted model, not a curated record. Gene Ontology annotation, cellular component: membrane. Lineage: Eukaryota; Metazoa; Chordata; Actinopteri; Acipenseriformes; Acipenseridae. Bases 129 to 1025 code for a protein of 298 amino acids.
CAAUCUGGCCCAUCUGUUUGCUCGUCCCUACCCUAGUUGAGAUAACUUCGGUAAUUCCAGGUGUGGGAGUUUCAGGAAGUGUUUGUAUCGCUCAUACAGCGACAUAUUUAGAGUUUGGAAGAGGCAUAAUGUCGGAAGACAGUGGAGUUCGUUACUGUGCGAGAUUUUCCUAUCUCUUUUUAAAAUUCACACUCAUCGUCUACUCUACUGUCUUUUGGUUGAUAGGAGGGUUUAUCCUUGCCAUUGGGAUCUAUGCGGAGGUUGAAAGGCAGAAGUACAAGACCCUCGAGGGGGCUUUCCUAGCUCCAGCCAUCCUCUUGAUCGUGCUGGGCAUCAUCAUGUUCAUAGUGUCCUUCAUCGGGGUCCUGUCUUCACUGCGGGACAACCUGUGCCUUCUUCAGGUGUUUCUGUAUACUCUCACAAUUUGCCUGAUUCUUGAACUUUUGGGUGGCGUUUUGGCUCUUGUCUUCAAAAACCAGACUUUGGAGUUUCUGAACAACAACAUUCGGAAUGGCAUUAAAAACUACUAUGACGACUUGGACUUCAAGAAUAUUAUGGAUUUCGUUCAGAGAAAGUUCAAAUGUUGCGGUGGGGAGGACUUCAAAGACUGGGAAUCGAACAAUUAUCACUCUUGUACAGCGCCAGGACCCCUAGCCUGUGGAGUGCCUUACACCUGCUGCAUACAGAACACGACAAACGCAGUUGCCAACACGAUGUGUGGAUACAAAAUCCUUGACAAAGAGCGCCUUGAUUUACUCUACAUUAUCCAUGUGCGAGGGUGCACGGACGCAGUCUUCAUCUGGUUUUUGGAUAACUACAACAUCAUGGCAGGAAUUCUGCUUGGCAUUCUCCUACCACAGUUAUUUGGUGUUAUAAUAACCUGGCUGUAUAUCACUCGAGUGGAGGACGCCAUCAGUGAGCACGGGAACUACAUGGAUGGGCUGCUGGAGGCAACGCCAGGAAGAAGCGGCUCAUCCAAAUCCAAGACCGGGGGGUGCUGUAUGUGUUUGCCAGACGCUGACUAAGAGGCAGAGCCAGACAUUGCUCCACAGCAACAGCAACAGUGAACGAGCGUCUUUCCAAAUGCAUUUGUUUGUUACGUUACUGCUUUAAUCUAUUUUAAUUUUGUUUCAAAAUAAAAAUGUGUUUGGUGGAUAUUUAUGUAGGCUGUCUAAAUUCAGAGGUCCUAUAACUCUGCAGCAGCAGUUGUUAAUGAUGCAUAGUUCACCCCCUAGUCUCUGUAAGUCGCUUUGGAUAAAAGUGUCUGUUAAAUUCAUACAGGAUUCAGCUUCAGUGUUUUCUGUUGGCUAAACCGUUACAUCCAAGCGUCUACCAAAGUCUAUUUUAUUUUAAAAUUAAAUUUUAAAAGGGUAUUAGACCUCACAAAAAAGUAAGCAAAGUAACACAACACAUUAAAAUAAAGGCUAAUAUCCACCAAGGAUGUUCAUAGACCCAUGUGGAUGUUGGCUGAUAUUUGGACCUGGAAUGUGUUAUUGUGCUUAUCCAGUAUUACAGUAGUUUUCAGAGUGUACUGUAAGAUUCGGCUGUUUAUAACACACAAUACUGGAGUGAGGACUGGUAAUGUGCCCUGUGAAAAUGAACACAUUUUAUAGAACAAGCAAUGAGCAAAAUGUAUUUUUGAAAAAAGUUUGCAGUUGGGAGCCAAAAAGAUGCUGUCCUACGUUCUGUUUAAUGCAUGCUAUCAAACAGAGGUACUAUAUACUGUUGUGUUGUGGAGAAAGACAUGGUACAUGAUUAUUGUGGAAUUGCUAUUGUUAACUGUAUUCUAAAUGACAUGGUAGCCUUAAUCAAUAGUUUAACUUCCCUUGAUUUUCUAAGAUUCUCACUGUCAAUACAGUCUGUUUUUGUGGUAUAAAUUUAAUACAUUUUGUUAUUGUGGCAUAAAUCAUUUCAAACAUCUCCUAUAAGAGAGACAUAUUCGCUUGUAUAGUUGCAAAUUGUAGUGGGAAUUCUGUCAAAUCAAUAUCACGUGAAUGAAUUUAUAUUAAAUCUGCUCAACAUCAAAUUGCAUGCUCAAACCCCUCUCCCUCAGCUCUAUUGCUGAAACAUCAAAUGUGGUGCGGUUACACAGAAUCAUGCAUCGUAUGGAGUGAAAAACUUUGGUAUUAUUAACCUUGAACCAUAAUAAUAAUUUAAAAAAUGAAAUUGUUUAGAAAAAUACAUGUGUCCAAUCAACAGUACUAAACAUAAUUGCCUUUUUAAAAUUAUUAUGGUUCAACAGUACACGAGGCAAAGAUAAUGUCAUGAAAAAUCAAGGGGUGCUCACCAAUACUGUAUUUUUUAAAAAGAAUAGGUGUAAAGGUAUGUGGUUUAUAUAUUUGAAGUUUAUGGAUUGUAAUGUGUUUUUAUUUUACUUUAAACAGUAUAAGCUUUCUGGGUAAGCUUAACAGUGGUCUUUCACGUGCCUUCAAAAUAGCCUUUUCAUUGGCCUGCAGGUGGUCCUUAAUGCAUAACUAUUUAUAUUUUACUAGGAUUGUGCCUGAUAUAUUAAUACUGCUAUAAAGACACAUCUGCUGAUCUAGCCUACGUAACAUAUGUCUAUGACAGUCAACUGGAACUGAAGAGCAGCUCCUGAACUCAGGUCAAAGCAUUUUUGACACAGACAAAAUAAUACAAUAAAAACACUAUCUGAGUAAUUGCACAGUAAACAUCAUAAACUGAAUCUUUUUCUUAACCUAUAAACAAGAGAUAUAAUACAUUAAAGAUGUUCUGAACAUGUCGUGCUGUUGAUGAAUGAAUUUCACUAUAACCUUCUCUCAGGUAAAACAAAUUAAGAAAUGUGCUGUGAAUCAUGAUUUUCACAAAAUGCAGCCCAUACUAGGAACUCAAUGCAACUGCAAUUACACACACAGACUACAUGGUUCUUAAUGAUCCAUGGGCUUAGUCCUGGCAUCUUGUUACUAACCGUCUAUCUGUCAAGCUGCUUUGCAGCUAUGGCUGUAUGCAUAUCUUUAAUUAGAUGCAUGUAUGCAAUGAAAUACAUUACACGUAGUUACAAACACCCAAGAGUGGGGGGUGCACAUGAUUUACCCUACAGAUCAAUCGCUUGCUUGUCAACUCUGCCUCCCACGGAUAAUAAAUUGAGCACAGACGUGAUACCAAGACAGGCAGCUGUGUGCAUUCUCUCAUGAUGUUAGUCAUCUUGUACUUGGUGUUGGCUCCCUUCAUCCUGAGCUCAGCUGCAGCUUUUUUAAAGGUGUAUAUCUCUUCUAGCUAAAGGCCCUUUUUAGUUUUGGUUUUUAUUUUCUAUACAAUUUCAUGGGAAUUUGAGUGUUUCCUUAAAAAAUGAAUACAGGUGAAAAUAAUACAUUUCCCAGUUUCCGGGUAAAUAUUGGUGGUAGUAAUCUGAGAAAUGCCACAUUCUUUGUGAAUGCAAACUGUGUAAAGCUGAUUAAGUUAACCUAUAUUUGUUCCUAUAUUUCAGUAUGUUAAACAGAGCCCCAUAUUACCUUUAAAAAUAAAUAUUUUAUCUACUGAAUGUGAAGUCGUGGAUUAUCUUGGCGUAAAUCAAUAUUUUCACCUGCUUAAGUGAAAAUGUGGGUUAAUGUACUUAAGAAUCCAACACAGUGGGCAUUACUGCUACAUAAUGGACCAUCGUAAUGGCUAAGUGCACUUUAUUGUUCAAAAUCUACCCAAAAUCCUAAAAAUAACAACACUUAGUCUCUCUGAAUUCAGGAAGUAAGCGUCCCCAUUAUUUCUGUCCCAUUUCCUGAAAUUAAAGGUGUAUACAUAACGCUCAUCAUCUUUGCUAUUGCGCUUUGUGUGGGAUGCACUGGUUUCUCAUUGUCACACAUGGUACUAUGCAUUAGACAUGUAUGAUGGCAAGAUGAUGAGUGGCUUUAUACAGUAAUGGUUUAAAUAAUAUUUUAAUAAUAAUACAGAAUAUUACCAGGAUUUUAAUAUAACAAAUUAGAAAUCUAAAUUAUUAACCAGAUGUAACAAUAUUGUGUGUUUGUGAUAGCAUAUGCUGUUUAUUAAAUACAACAAUGAACUUAGUGCUAACCUGUUUCAACCAAACCAAAAAAAAAAAAUGUGUGUGUUCCUAGCAUAUUAACCAAUGAAGUGUUAUAAAAUGUAGUGGCCUUAAGGGGAACAAAUUAUGUCGGAGACAUUGUGAUGAAAAUGUUUCCACAGACACAUGAAGAAAGUGCCUAUGCAUUCACACACCUCUGGAAUGAAAGGGAUGCUCACCAAUGUGCUUCACACAGUUCCUCUGUGUAAGAUUUAAAACGGUCACAAUCGUCGGCUUAUCUUUUGCACUGUGCAUAGUGACUUGCCCUGUGUUUUUAUGACCUCCUGUAUAGAUUCAUGUUUUAACAGGUAUUCAGGUAUUUAAUCUUGUGUUUUUCCCAUAUAUACUCAUAAAAAUUAUGUGCAUGUUUCAAUAUCUUUAUUUUGAAAAAGACAUUUUGUCAAAGUGUUUGAAUAUUUUACCUCCAAAUCUGUGUAUUUAAAGGUAUGGAUAAACCUUGUCUAUGCUUGUUUAUAUCGGAAGUAUAUUUUUUUAUAGGUUAAUUUUUUAAAGGUACGUAGAGAUAUAUAUAUAUAUAUAUAUAUAUAUAUAUAUAUAUAUAUAUAUAUAUAUUAGUGUUUUCCACCAAGUAUUGACUCCCUAUUUGAUUCAACGGUAGUGUAAAACAUCUGAAAUAAUAAAGUGAAGUAGUUAAAAUAAAUAAAUAAAUAAAUAGAAAGUCAUUUUAGUUGUUGCAUUAAAACAAAUGUGUAUAUCUAUAAUAAAAAAUAAGCAGGCAAUGAAACAAAUGAUACAAAUUCAGAUGUUUUAACAAUAAGUCGGAGCAAAACUAAUGUGUAUGAAGUACAACUGACAUAUCCUAAGUGAUGUUAAUAUCAAUGUAAAUUGGAAUAUUUAACAUAGGAGGGUGUCAAUAAUGCUGUCUGUUCAAAUACAUUGCAGAGGAGGGACUACUGUAAUAACCUAAACAGCUGCAGAUUAAAACGCUGACUCCCUUGCACUCUAUAUUAAACCAUCUGGUAUUAUACACCAGGAUAAUCCCAAAAUAUUAUACUAUACUAUACUAUACUAUACUAUACUAUACUAUACAACAGCCAGACCCUGCUCUCCUAUUGUUUUCCAUGGAGGUCUCCUGUUCUAUUAUUACUAAAUAACGGAGCAGCAAAUAAAGACCAGGUGAGAAGAUGCCACUAAUUAAUGACACCUGUUCUAAAACCGCCUCUUACUGAUGAAAUACUUCACACUUGAACCCUGCUCUUUCAGUGGACUACAAUGAUUAGUUCAGACACCCAAAGAUAAAUACAGUACAUAAAUCAUUUAAAAAGUUUAGCAUAGCUGCAGCGUGUUACAAGGUAAUAAUGGAACUCCAAGAAUGCCUGUAGGAUAGCGUAUAUGAUUUAAGACAGCCUGUAAUUGCUGUGUUGGUUUGGUGCCCAUUUAGUCUUAUGGUGACUGCCUUUUUCUCUUGGUUUUUACAGGUGUUGCUGAUUUUUUUGUUUGGUUUUCUGUAUUCUGUUGUGAAAUAAUUCAUCUAAUAAAUUUUUUUGACUUUGAAA